Molecule: messenger RNA, 462 nt
Organism: Tauraco erythrolophus (red-crested turaco)
Lineage: Eukaryota; Metazoa; Chordata; Aves; Musophagiformes; Musophagidae
Gene: MAL
Product: mal, T cell differentiation protein (MAL blood group)
Biological process (GO): myelination
Cellular component (GO): membrane
Molecular function (GO): structural constituent of myelin sheath
Source: RefSeq, a predicted model, not a curated record
AUGUCCUCAGCAACUUCCACCACCUCUUUGCCCAGUGGCCUGCACGUCCUGACAACUUUCCCAGAUGUGCUCUUCAUUCCUGAAAUCAUCUUUGGGGGCCUUGUCUGGAUCCUGGUGGCAUCCUCGAAGGUCCCAUACCCUAUCCUGCAAGGCUGGGUGAUGUUUGUGUCUGUGUCCUGCUUCGUCAUGUCCACCACUCUCCUGUGCCUCUACAUCUGCGGGGCGCAUGGGGGCAGCAGUUCCUGGGUCACCCUGGAUGUCAUCUGCCAGGAGACAGCAGCUCUGUUCUACCUCAGUGCUGCUGUGUUGGAAGCCUACUUCACCUACAGCAUCAGCUCAUUGUCUACCGACAUCCUGAUUGUCUACCGGGAGAACAUUUCUGCUGUGGUAUUCGCAUUUUUAGCUACCCUGGUGUAUGUGGUCCAUAAGGUGUUCUCGCUGCGGCGGUGGAAAUCAUCCUAA